UUUUGCAUUUUCGAUUGGCGGCGGGUUUGAACUUUAGUCGAAAAGAAUACAAUAUUAGUUUUGUUGCAAUAUGUUGAGAAUUUUCGAAUUGAGAUUCGAUAUAUUGUACUUAUAUCACUGUAACCGCGGAGUAUUAGAAACAGCUCCACUGAUUUUGAUGCUAUUAGCAAAAAUCGAAGAAUGCCGGGACAUCAUCAGAAUUUCUCCUUCUAUUUGCUGAAUCUCCUAACGUCAACAGUCAUUGACCUUGAAAUCAUACAUCAUUGACCUUGCAGUGAUACGUCGUUGACCUUGAGAAUGAAUUAAAAAAUCUUUAACCUUGUACCGAAUUGAAAUAUGAUUGUUGCUUUAAGGUGCCCUUAUGGUUCGCCUCUGAAUUAUUUUUGAAGCAAAGAUCGUUGUCAAAUUGAGACUUUAUAUUAUUUUUCGUUUCAGUAAAAAGAUGUUACUGCGAGGGGCACUGCCCAAACAACCAGUUCAAUGGUACCUGCGAGAUCAGGCCAGGUGGCAUGUGCUUCACUUCCGUGGAAGCUGAAUACGAUGAAGCACUGGGAAUGGAUGUGCCCAUCUACACGUAUGGAUGUCUUCCUGAUGACGAGCGAGGUCUCAUGCAGUGCAAAGGCCAUCUGGUGCCCCACGAACAGAGCAAAUCGAUCGAGUGUUGCGACAAGGACAUGUGCAACCUGAACCUCAAACCAACCUAUCCAGAACGACCUACCCCCGAAUCCCCUUCAUUUCCCUCCCCAGACAGCCUCCCUUUCACAGUCCUCCUCACAACUGUCACUUUUUGCCUCACGCUUGUCCUCCUCGUCAUCGCAGUGGUCUUCGUCAAGAAUCGACGGAAAGAGAUGCAGAGAAAGUUCAACAUGUACAAGAAUUACCCGCCAGAAAAGUUCCCGAACAUGGAGGUCCAUGGGCCGCUGUCAAAUCUAAUAGAACAGUCUAGUGGGUCAGGAUCAGGCUUGCCCAUUUUGGUUCAGAGGACGAUAUCCAAGCAGAUACAGAUGGUACACUCGGUUGGCAAGGGAAGGUAUGGAGAGGUGUGGCUUGCCAAAUGGAGGGGGGAGAAAGUAGCUGUCAAGGUGUUCUUCACUACAGAAGAGCAGAGUUGGUUCCGAGAGACAGAAAUCUAUCAAACAGUACUAAUGCGGCAUGAGAACAUACUCGGCUUCGUAGCUGCAGAUAUCAAAGGUACGGGUAGCUGGACUCAGAUGCUCCUGAUCACCGACUUCCACGAGAAAGGUUCCCUGUACGACUACCUGCAAUCGCACUGCCUGGACACCAACAGCUUGCUGGUGAUGGCGCACAGCACGGCCUCAGGCCUCAACCACCUGCACACGGAGAUUUUCGGCACCAAGGGGAAGCCGUCCAUCGCGCAUCGAGACAUCAAGAGCAAGAAUAUCCUGGUUAAGAGGAACGGCGAAUGCUGCAUAGCGGACUUUGGACUUGCGGUCAAGUUCUUGUCGGACACGAACGAGAUCGAUGUGCCGCCAACUGUGCGAUCGGGUACCAGGAGGUACAUGUCUCCGGAGAUCCUGGACAAAUCCAUCAACAUGCACAACUUCGAUGCGCACAAAAUGGCGGACAUGUACGCGUUCGGUCUGGUGCUAUGGGAAAUGGCGCGAAGGUGCGUCACAGGCAGCGACAAGUUGCGACAAGCUGACGAAUACCAAGUGCCUUAUUACGAUUGCGUUCCCUCCGAUCCUUCGUUUGAGGACAUGCAGCAAGUGGUGUGCGUCAAGAAGAUCAGGCCACAAAUACCGCAAAGGUGGGAGGGAGAAGAGGUCCUGCAGACGUUAGCAAAAGUAAUGCAGGAGUGUUGGCAUUCGAACCCAGCUGUUCGAUUAACAGCACUCAGGGUGAAGAAAACGCUCUCGAAGCUCGACACGGACACUAGCAUAAAGAUAGUGUAGUGAUGUGAAAUAAACGUGUGGUGUAUCUUGCGCAUUCUCUGUUUUUAAGGGAGUGUACUUGGUUUUUUACUACAGAUUUGUCAGUCAUUACUGGAUUUGAUAACUGGUAGGUAUUUUCUCUUACGAUUCCUUAACCUAGGGAUUUAAUUUUCUGAUACAUGAGUAGAUUCGAAAGACAUUUGAUACUUCUGAGAUCCCUCGAGACAAAAGGUGUUCCACACGGUUGCAGGAAUAUGUGCUUUCAAUUUCUUCGGAUUCUUGGAAUAAAUCAACAGGUGUUAAAAAAUCUCUAAUCAAAUUGCCAACGUUUCGACGUUUAUUUUACGAAGAAAUGGAAAGCACAUAACAGACACUGGGAUCGGAAGUUAUAUCUCUUGUAUGCAGAUGCGUGACAAUUUUACUUUUGACAUGAGUAUUUGAGAUAUUUGAAGAUAAUUUUUAAUCUACCCGUGAACGCAGUUUUCACCGCUAUGUGGUGUAUUUUUUCUCCAUUAUUUUACAAUGCAUUGUUUUUAAUAAAACGCUGGGUGUACUGAGAACACUGUAGUAAAAAAAUCAGGGACAUUCCAACUGCCAAUUCAGGGAAACCCGUAAUUUUUGUACAUAAAAUAUAAACCAGAGUAAGAUACACCGUGUGUAUAUAGUAAAAAUUGUAUACUGAGAAAAGUAGGUUGUACAUAGUAUUUCUUUGUAAGUUGGAAUUGUUUUUAGGUCUAAAGUGUACCUAUAUGUGUAUAAAUGGAAGUUCAAAAGCCCUUAGACAGUAACUCGAAAAACAUAUACAGGGUGGUCCUUAAUUCCUUUGCCAAAGCAAAAAACAAUCAUAUAAUCAACUUGUUCGAUUUUUUAGCAAGUUUUUGCGUGACAUAAAAAAAUUGGAUACAUACAUAUUCCUUACGAAGUAAUAAAUUCACUUCGAUAUUAACAGAUUAAAGAUCAUUCUGUAUUUGUCAGAAGAUUCAUGGUAAAAGUGGGAAAUACGUGCAACGAUUUAGGAAAACAAAAAAGAUGCCAUACUUAAAAUAAUUCCUAUGAUACAGUGCCAUUGUUAUUUUGGGUUAUUUCAAAAACAGCGACGAAGUAGAUGUAAAAUUAUUAGCAUGUCUGCAUGCUCACAAAAUGUGAACAAUUACUGAAACAUUAGGCUUACGCGUCCUUGAAAGUCGAGCAAAAGAAAUAAAUGAUACGAUAUUUGUCAAUACAGAGUUUUUAGUGAAACAAAAAUAACGAAUCGUUAGCCGUCCGUAUAGCUUUUUUUCCUUCUGGGAGGCGUCCAAUCAACGUCCAGUAGGUACCUUGCUCUUGGAAUUUACAAAUUACAAAUCUGGGAACUAUGUGGUCCUUCUUCACGUCAGAUAUGCCGCUUCCCACAUGCUUCCUUAUUUGAUUGUGUCCAAGGUCCUCAUAUCCUCCCUUUGGCUGUAACUGUAGCCCAUUUUCGCUUCCUCCAUUACAAAUUGUAUCAUGCCACGCCUUUUUUUAUAAACAAGAGGAAAUGGUGCUGUGAUUCCUUUCCUUUUUUUAAUUCAAUUAAUAAUAAUAAAACACUAUAAAUGAAAUUUAAGGGUCAGCCAAUGCAAAGCAGCUGUCUAGUGACAUGUAAAGUUAGAGAGCGCCAGUGACAUGACGGAUUAAGCCACAAAUUCCCGAGGUGUUAAUGGGAACUUGUUUUGCCCGACCACCCACACAAAAGAAAAGAUAUUGAACAAACCUCUUCAGGAUAUGUAUUAAUUGACGUGAUAAGAUGAUAUACAAAAAAGAAAUUACCAAAUAAAAGAUGGUACUCCAUAAUCUGGUGUUCGAGGGGUCUAAAUCCCAGAAUCUGGGAACUAAGGAAGCGACCCACGCACAACCAAACAUCAGCAGAAAGAAAAGAAAAAUGGCGCUGGACGCGUCUGGACACGCAAGUUUUUAAAACAAACUAUUUUGAUAGGAAAAGAAGGUAUCUCAAAUUUUAAAAGAAGGUAUCUUGAUAGGACCAAAUAUCCCUAUACGGCUGGUACAUAAACAAAUCACAAAGUGGCGCUGGUUGCCAAUGGGUGGAACGAACUUUACGAGGGACCAACGAUAUUUUAUGAGGAAUUUUCUGACAUAAUCGUUAAUAAUACUAUAAAUUUGCCAAACGACGAUAGUGGGAGAUCCAGUAUGGUCUAAAGUGGUGCAGUUGGAGGGCUCUUCAUUGCAUCGACAGCCAGACAAGUCUUUGUACCUUGCCUAAUUCUGCAACAGUAGAGGAUUGUCUCAUAUUUGGCCUUGUCUCUACCAAAAAGGAACGUGGCAAUUUGAUAAUACUGACAAUCAUGACACGUUGCUUAUUUUUAAUGAGAAAAUAGAAAAAAACUUUUAAAAAUGUUUCAGGCAGCAGUAGUAGACUCUUCGGUCUCCUGAUCAGUCGCCGUGCGCUGUGCGGGUUCGAAUCUCGUCACAGGAGAAAUUUUUCUCUUGGCUGUGGAUGUCGUGAUUGUCCGUAGGUGGUAGACGGUCUCUGACUGUCGAACGUAGAGGUACCACCCGGCGGAUCUCGUAGGCGGAGCCAGAAUGUGUGCAUGUUGCAUGCACGCGUGUUCCCUCGCCAGAGUCCGUGUGGCGUUCCCCCUUUCCCCUGUAUCCCCCUAUAGCCCCACGGUACCUAAUGGGUGUUUAGGCCUUAGGCCUUCGUGGUAGUUGGAGUUUUAAAAAAAUAAGUUUUUUGUAAUAUAUGUGCUGUGGUUGCUCCCCCCCCCAUAACCCUAGUGACCACAUAACCAGCAGAACUCAAAUAAAAACCAAACCUUGCCAUAUUGCAUAGAUAACAAAAAUCAAGACAAUUCAUUGAAAACAUGCCUAUUUCUUGCUUUUAAUUUUAUCUGUGAACGAAAAUUCAUACUUCUAUUACAUUUUAACCAUGUUCUGAUAAUAAAAAAUAAGCUUUCCCAGCUUUACGAAUUUCGGCAAGAGCGCUAGAUAAAAUAUAACCUUACAAAAUAAGGCUCCCCUUAUUCUCCGUCACUAGGGGAAGUUUGUUAUUUCAAAAACAAACAAUGAAGGAUUUUUUCGCAACUGCGCAAAAUCGAAAUAACGAAGGAGCAAAGGAAGAGCACUAAGAACUCUUUAUUAAUGCUAUUUAAUAUUCAACACCUAAAAACAGGCGUCGUUGGACAUAGUAGUUUUAAUCUUGCGGGACUUAAUUUUUACAUGUGGCCAAGACACCUAUUACAUAAUCCAUGACAGUUUUGUCGUAGCCAACUUUAAUCGGAGGAACAUAUGUGGGUUAACUAGAAGUUGUUAAAACUCAAUCUCAACUUUUGCUCGAUAGUGACUCUCGUCAGAGAGUCGAUUAGUUAUAGAGGGAUACUACGUAUUUAACCCAUACAUUGUUCGUUGGAUAAAGUUAACUACAGUUCAAGGGCAAACCUCACCGUUAGGUCAGGUAUUAAAAUGAAACAGACUGUAGUUUUCAUGUCGAUAAUCGCCAAUAUUGCUCUGGCCUAUCGAAACCACGUGUUGAGAAAAUACUACAAUAAAGAAUUGUUUCAACAGAUGUGGUUUUGAUUGGCCAGAUAAAUAGAGUAUGACAAACCUAACAUUGUAAAAUUCUUACUUCCAGUUAACAAUAAAAUCAAUAGUUGACCUAGGAUUGGAUACCCGUACCAUAGGUUUCAGUAGUUGGCACUUGCUUCUUAUGUACAGUUGGUGCUUUAAACCACAUUAGUUUAUGUUUGGCAACAGUGGUCACUCGUUAAAUCAGCACUAUUUUAAAUUUGUUUUGCUCAAAUUUUCUGUGCAAUUCAUUUCAAAUUUUGUUUGUAUUUUUGGUUAAAAAUUGUUAUAAAUUGUAUAGUAGGCCGAGCGACUGUUGGAACGUGCAUUUAUACAUCCUCGUGUGUAAAUAUUGAAUGAAACUGUAAUUUUAAUUUAACCCCCCUUCCCCAUCCGUGAAAUAAAACUGUAUGUGUACUAUGCGGUAAAUAUAUUAUUGCAAGACUGAUAUAUUUUGAAUGUUGUGUUUGUGCAGAAAAUGUAAUAAAUAGUUUAUAGAAAAA
Molecule: messenger RNA, 5935 nt
Organism: Acanthoscelides obtectus
Lineage: Eukaryota; Metazoa; Arthropoda; Insecta; Coleoptera; Chrysomelidae
Source: the annotation of a GenBank genome assembly